CAUUUUUGUAAUAAAACCCAACUUUUUAGGGUGCAACACGUUGCACCUUAAUGUGCAACUGUUAUUUUUAUGACUUUAUGAUGUGCAAUACUUUGAACCUCAAUAUGCAAUGCAAAUAACGUCAAGGUGCAUCGUACAAAUAUUUGCACAAUAAGCACACUUUGUACUUGAUCUUUCCCCUAUAUCCUAUAUACCUAAAAGCAAAAUCACUCUCCCAAGCUCUUUCCCGCUUCUCUUUCCUCUCCAUUUACUCAGCCAUUUACUUCAUCUACGGUUACAAUUCUCUCUUUAUCAGCCAUUACGCCUUCAUUAUUUUUUUCUUGCCGUUUCACUCAAGGGAAGCGAUAAACCCAUUCACCGCCAGAAAUCUCGACCUGCAGAUUUCCGUUUCAUAGGUCGGCAAUAAAUUCAUGCACUCCUUCCGUUUCUUUCACAUUUCAGCAUAUAACAAAACUGAGCUCCCUACACAAUCAGCAAAUCAACAUGCAAAUCUUCAAUUGUCAUUGUAGAAUUAACUUGCUCCCGCAAAUCCGGUCUUAUGAAGGUGUGGAGUCAGUUGAACUGGGAUUUUCAGAUUGGUAAUGAGACAACUUUUAUGAAGUACUUAGACCGGCUAGGAGCAUUGUUGCAGGGCUGUAAAAUUUCUGCAGGGCUGCCACCAGUUCAGGGAGCAAAUCUGGUGGGCAGCUGCAGGCCGCUGGGGUUUGGCUGUUUUAAGGAUGCUUCAAUUCAUUCUACGGACACUCCAAUGGCUAAUUCCACCGUGGAGGUACCGAGGGUUAUGAUGACAAGAAGUGAAAAAAACUUCAUUUUGGUAAAUCCUUUUCUUCAGCUUAUAAAAUCAUGACAAGGUCCACUUUAUUCCUAUGAAAAGCAUGCUGUGUUGAUAUUUUUACCUAAUUAUUACUCCGUAUUAUUAUUGAGGUAAUUAACUGAUUAUUGAUUUCUAAUGAAUUCCUUUUAGGGAUGUUUUCUAUUUAAAUAAACCGAUGAUGAGUUUGCGGUAAAAUGACUCACUUCUAUUUAUGCUUGAAAAUAUCAAACAUAUAAAGAGUGUUCACUUUUUUUUAUUUCCCUAAUCUGUAAAAAAUAAUCUGUAUUCAAAUAUAGGUUUAGUUGUAAAAUGUAGGUUUGUCCUAAGAAGAAUCUUUUUUCUAUCUUUGAAUCGGUUUUAAAGAAAAUGUUAACUUUUUAUUUUCAUCUUAUACUAUCAGUACUAUGUAACAUGAUAAUUAAGUGUCCACUCUGUUUUAUUUGCCCAGACUGUAAAAAUAAUCUUUAUUCACAUGUAUGUAUAGACGGUAUAGUUGCAAAAUGUACUUUUGCCCUUUUUGGGUGGAAAAUGCCGUUUUUAUCGUAAUGCAUACUGCACUAUUUGCUUUCUUGCUUAUUUCGUGUAUUAUGGAACCCGUUUCCUUUCCUUUUACUUCUACUUGAAAAGUAUCAUUAUUUUCUUCCCUAGAUAUAAUUCAGUAUUGCGAUGGUAAGAAGUGAAAAAAAAUGCUUUUUACAGACAACUCUAUUUUAUUAGCCAUUUACGUAUCCAACCAACACUUUGUACUGUCUAAGGUUAUUUGCCUCUUUUUAAUUUGUCCUCUAUUAUUUGUUCCUCUUCAUUUUCUGUUUUGAAUGUGUUUCUUCAUUCCUUCUUCUUCUAGAUACUUUGUAGAGUCCAAUAAGAAGUUAUGAUUCAUUUUUUCAUCUUAACCAUACACUGAUGCUAAAUUUGCAGGAUAAGUCAGUAGCAAAUUAUGAUAUCUGCUAUUAUAAUUACAUUUGUGCUGAUAACAGGUGGCAACUGGCAAGCUAUUUAUUUCUUUAAUUUAUGUGAAAACAAUACCAUAAGAAUUGAUGCAAAUAUUAGUAAGCCAUACUUUGUCCUCUUAGGAAAUCGUUUAUCCUAGCAAAAAAUACAUAAUAGCGGCAAAGUCAUUUGUGUUAAUGUGGAGAUUUGACUAAUUUGUCCUCUUCUAUACCUCCUUGCAGUUUUGGUUUCUGUUCUUUGCAUUUUUUUACUUCAUAUCAUUGGUUGUUCAAUACUGAUGAAUAUUAGAUAUACUCACUAUUUAAGAACUUUACAAUGUGAGUAAGUCAUUAAUAAGUGAUGUUCUACAUAGAAUUCAGAGCAGGCACAUACAAGCUACAAUUGAGAUUCAGAAAUGCCUAUAUAUUGAGUUUAAGGAUGACAUAAGGGAGCACAAAUUUUUUUGGAAUGAUGCACUUUGAAUUUAGGACUAAUAAUAGUGUUUUCAAGCUUGUGGUUGCCGCACUGGGGUAAUGCCAAUGACAUUGGAUUGGGUGGGGGCAAGGGCGAGCUCAAUAGGUAAUGGUGUGAGAUUUUGAAAUUGUAUGGAAUAGUAUAGAAUCCAAGAGAUUGUAAUGAAAUUCUACACAAUUGAAUACCCUUCAGAUCUGUGGAUGAAGUUGUGAGUGACGAUUUCAAAACAGAGUGUUCAUGGUGUGACAGGGAAUCCUUGAUGGAGCUUCUCCACAUCCGUCUUUAGCCUUGCAUUGUUGCUAGGGAGUCUGAAUAGGAAGAUAGUGAUAAGGGCUUUUCAGGAGUUCGAAUUUGUUGAAGUAAGGGCUCUCUUCUCGGCGAUAGUUAAUGGAGAAAAAUGAACAUGAAGAAACUGAAAUCAUCGGAUGAUCGAAAUCCAUUAAAAUAUUAAGGAAUGGUGGUGUUUUGAGUUGAAUUCUUUCAUUUACAUUUAAGCUUUCAAAUCCACAUAAAUUCUUAUAAAUUGAAGAGUGAAAAUAAUGAAAUUUUUAGGACAAUAGAUUUUGUCGGAUUCCAAUAAAGUCUAUAUUGAGGAUCUUAGAUUGCUCAAAGUUUUAACAAUUCUACACAAUCCUAAAUGAGGACAACCCCUAGGAAAAUCUUAUGAGAUUUGAUGAUAUUGGUCAUAUAACUAUAUAACUGAGAAAUAUAUUAAGAGCCAUUCAAAUUGAAAGAAGUGAGACAUUAUUAAAAUCUAUUUAAAAUGUUUCAAUCAGAUAUAUGAUAUACAUGCUUGAAAUUUAGCAUAUUAUUCCGGUGUAGAAAUGAUUGAAUGACACAAUGAAUGAUUUUUUAAAUUUAAUGUCCCG
Messenger RNA from Cuscuta epithymum, 3087 nucleotides. NCBI's taxonomy places the organism in Eukaryota, Viridiplantae, Streptophyta, Magnoliopsida, Solanales, Convolvulaceae. The record is from the annotation of a GenBank genome assembly.